UGGGAAUCUUGGACUGAAGACCAAACAUCGAGACUCGACUCGACGCCGCUUUUGUUUAUUCUUUUCGUGGGAUUUUGUCUGGGGCGCGACGGGCGCUUCCAACCAACGGCAUCAUGGUGAACAUUACAGAGAAGAUCAAGGAGAUUGAGGAUGAGAUGAAGAGGACUCAAAAAAACAAGGCUACUGAAUAUCAUCUGGGUCUAUUAAAAGGAAAACUUGCUCGACUACGAGCACAGCUUCUAGAGCCUGGUCCAGGAUCGGGAGGUGGCGCCGGUGCAGGUUUCGACGUUAGUAAAAGUGGCGAUGCUCGAAUUUCCCUAGUCGGCUUUCCGUCCGUAGGAAAGUCGACUUUCCUAUCCAAGGUGACCAAGACGAGGUCUGAAGUUGCUUCGUAUGCCUUCACAACCCUGACAGCUAUUCCCGGUGUGCUGGAGUAUGGUGGUGCUGAAAUCCAGCUGCUCGAUCUUCCCGGUAUCAUCGAGGGUGCUUCCGAAGGAAAGGGCCGGGGACGGCAAGUCAUCUCGGCGGCAAAAACCAGUGACUUGAUUCUGAUGGUCUUGGAUGCAACCAAACGUGCUGAGCAGCGAGCCCUGCUGGAGGCCGAACUGGAAGCUGUCGGUAUCCGACUAAACUGCGAGCCACCAAACAUCUACCUGAAGAUCAAAAAGGCCGGCGGCAUGAAAAUCACGUUCCAGUCGCCUCCUAAGAACCUGGACGAAAAGAUGCUGUACAACAUCCUCCGCGACUACAAGAUCCUCAACUGCGAAGUCCUGGUCCGUGACGAGGACGCAACCGUCGACGAAUUCAUCGACGUCAUCAUGAAGGACCACCGCAAAUACAUCAAGUGCCUCUACGUGUACAACAAGAUCGAUAGCGUCUCUCUCGACUUCCUUGACAAGCUUGCGCGAGAGCCCCAUACCGUUGUCAUGAGCUGCGAGCUCGACCUUGGCAUUCAGGACGUGGUAGAUAGGUGCUGGGAGGAGCUGAAGCUGAUCCGUAUCUACACGAAGCGAAAGGGUGUCGAGCCCAACUUUGGUGAGGCGCUGAUUGUGCGGAGCAACAGCACCGUCGAGGACGUGUGCGAUCGCAUUCACAGGACCCUCAAGGAUACCUUCAAGUAUGCGCUGGUCUGGGGAGCGAGUGCGAGGCACAUUCCUCAGAGAGUUGGUCUGGGACACCCGGUGGCGGAUGAAGAUGUUGUUUACAUUGUCAGUGGUUGGCGAGCAUAAUCGUGCUCUUUGUCUGGACAUGUCAGGCAGGAUGAUGCGUGAAAUAAAAGCAAAGGCAAUUUCAAAAUCAUCGAAGUCAGGUAUCAAAUGGAUAAAUUCAUAA
This is a messenger RNA of Ilyonectria robusta, 1332 nucleotides long. RefSeq names its product P-loop containing nucleoside triphosphate hydrolase protein. The transcript has 6 exons. Gene Ontology annotation, cellular component: cytoplasm. The record is from RefSeq and is a predicted model, not a curated record. NCBI's taxonomy places the organism in Eukaryota, Fungi, Ascomycota, Sordariomycetes, Hypocreales, Nectriaceae. Gene Ontology annotation, biological process: cytoplasmic translation. The coding region runs from base 114 to 1229 and encodes 371 amino acids. Gene Ontology annotation, molecular function: GTP binding; GTPase activity.